Messenger RNA from Bathycoccus prasinos, 1506 nucleotides. RefSeq lists its product with no specific name. Gene Ontology annotation, cellular component: peroxisome. Gene Ontology annotation, molecular function: fatty acid binding; FAD binding; acyl-CoA oxidase activity. Gene Ontology annotation, biological process: fatty acid beta-oxidation using acyl-CoA oxidase; lipid homeostasis. The transcript has a single exon. The record is from RefSeq and is a predicted model, not a curated record. NCBI's taxonomy places the organism in Eukaryota, Viridiplantae, Chlorophyta, Mamiellophyceae, Mamiellales, Bathycoccaceae. The coding region runs from base 1 to 1506 and encodes 501 amino acids.
AUGACGACCGAUUCAAAUUGGCGAGCGAAGUUUUCCAACUUUGUCCGAAACGAUGUACCUGAGUCUUCUUCCUCGUACGAGCGUUCCGCAAACGCGCUUUCGAGAUUGAUUUCCAAUCCACACACCUUCGGCGUCCACUGGAACGACAUACAAAACAACCCGGAAAAGUUUUUCCUCGCGCACGAACUUCUCGCAAAGAGAUCUCCAGAGCUCGGCCCCGGGUUUUGGAUACGGUUUACCGUGCACUUCAACUUAUUCGCCGGAACGGUGGUCGCGUUAGGGUCGAAAGAGCAUUUCGAAACGCUGGAGGAAGCGAGCAAAAGAGGAGAGAUUGGGUGUUUCGCCUUGACGGAGAAAUACGCCGGGGUGAACUCAGGUUUAGUGGUGGAAACGACCGCGGAAUACGACGAGAAAACGCGCGAGUUUGUUUUCCAGACGAGUUCAGACGGGGCGAAGAAGAACUGGAUAUCGCAAGGGUUAGUCGCGGAUUGGGCCGUUAUCGUCGCUCGGUUGAAUAUGUACGGGAAAGAUAUGGGACCGCACGCGUUUUUGUGCAGAGUGAGAGAGGAAGGGACGAAGGAAGUGAAGCGUGGGAUUGUUUUCGGGGAUAUGGGGCGAAAGACGAUUGGGAACGAUUUAGAUAACGCGUGGAUACAAUUCGAUGGGUUUCGGUGUGGAAGAGGGUGUUUGUUGAACCGGUACGCGGACGUGCGAGAGAGCGACGGCGCGUACGCGAGAAAAGGAGGAGACGUGAAUCAAAUGAGCGCGAUCGGGCAGCGUUUGUUUACCGGAAGAAUUGCUGUAGCGAAAGCGGCGUUGACGUUUUGCGAGGAAGUGUUUAAACAUACGAAAAAAUAUUCGGACGCGAAAUUAUGCGCCAUGCGAGGGUCGAAUAAGACGUUGUCGCAUGUGCCGCAGUUGAAAGCGUUGUACGAGGAAUCCGAAAAGAGAUUGAAAGAUGUUGAUAGGUUCGUAACGUUUUGUAAGAAGCGUCUGUCGCGGGUUUUGAAGGUUCGCGAAACGCCAUCGGUUGAGUUGCAAACGGCCAUCGCGGUCUGUAAAAUUCGCGCGGUUGAAACCGCCAUCGAGUUGACGUUUCGAUUGAAGCAAGAGGUUGGAUCGUACGCGUUGAUGGACGAGGCGAGUUUUAAGAACAGCGACUUUUUGCAGUGUUGCAAAUUUGCCGAAGGCGAUUCGAGGAUUCUAUCGCAAAAGUUAGCCCGGGACGCGUUUUCGGGCUUUUUGAAACAAAACUCGGCUCGGUCGAUUCGCGAGGCGUCUAUUUGCGAAAGCAUUCGGAGACAGAUCCAAAAGUAUAAAGAGGAUCGGGACGGGAAGUAUAACAAAAUCGAUGCGUGGGACAGCUGUUGGGAAGACGUGUAUGCGUUAGCGGAUGCAAUUUGCGAUCGCGUGAUGCGAGAAAAUGAUUUCGAAGGAGACGACAAUGGAAAGGACGAAAGUAGUAACUUUACGAAGAGCACUCCGUCGCUCGUCUCUCGAUUGUGA